AACAUUUUUUGGCGAACAGUGUUGCAUUAUGGUCCAUUAGAAUAAGUGUAGACCGCCGCCAAAGGAAUGAAAGAAGGAAUGAAUGUUAUCUAGACUACAGUGUUUAAUUUAGUCUUAGACUUAGCUCCAGAAAGCUUAUUCAUUAAAAUUCUCCAACUGCAAUAUUAUCAUCAUAAUACUGUACUCCUACUUCACUCUUCAUAAAUUAAAGGUAGGCUAUAAAAUCAAUUUUAAAGUUUUCUAUCGAACCUGUUUACUGACAACCGUCUGUGUUGUUGGUUGUCAUGGAGAUUGAUGACAUCCAAACUAAGUUACACUAAGUAUAAAUAAUGGUAAAAGUAGGGCGAGGCCUGCUAAUCAACUAAAUUGAAAUGCUACAAAAAAGAUAGUUCGACUAGUCCUAGUGGUUAAUUUAAAUUAUCACAUUUACUCAGACAAAAACGUUGAGUAUAGCCCCAUAAAUUUAAAUUUUAAAUCAAAAGGAUAAGGAAUGAGCAAAUUAUGAAUGUAAUUUAUAUUUUGUUUUUAAAUACUAAAUGUGGUUGAGAAUAACGUGUAUAAGUCAAGUCGAGGUGAGUGGCACAAGCUCUGCUUUAUCUAAUUUUUUUAUGUUUUAUUUGUUAACAUUUGGUAGGCCUAUUAUUUAGGCCAGAGCUCAGCAACCAUUUUCAUGCACGGCAAACACCAGAUUGCUUAACUAAACAACUAUUAUAGUAAAUUAUAGGCAAUAUGAAGAAAGUAUCCAAAGGGAAGUGCACAGUUGGAGGACAGAAAGUGUUUUAAAUACUACUAUCCCUUUAACCCAUUGACAUUGACUUAAAACUCAUGGGAAAAAUUUGUUUUGGAUCUCACAACCUGUUGAGGCAGACUCACUGUCAGAAAACUCUCCAGUCAGAGAUUAAGCAUGAAGACCACCCUCAUCAAGGAAAAGCUAAAUUUACCCUAAGCCUAAAUAGCACUAAUUCCCCAAAGCAAUCAUAUCAUACAUGUUGGUGAGCUUUCCAGGCACUAAUAUAGGACUGAAAAGCCACCCUCAAAUAUGGUCUUGGUCAUCUAUAUAUUUAUGCAGACGAACAACAACUGAAUUAAAUCAAGUCAAUGCACAAGCAUUCAACUACUGUAACUGAUUACUAACUGGGGUUAGCGUUUGUGGUAGUGUGUAUUAAGGGGGAUGUAUUUUAGGUGGAGUUAACUAUUUAAUCAAAGUAAAUGUGUUGAUGGUAAAUGAGUGCUUGGUUGACAGUAAAUGGGUGCUUGGUUGACAGUAAAUGGUUGCUUGGUUGACAGUAAAUGGUUGCUUGGUUGACAGUAAAUGGGUGCUUGGUUGAGGUGGGAAGAAGAUUUAGCCAACUCCUUUUCAGAGUUGUUAAGAAACGUGCAGCAAAAACGUUAUCCUGGCAAUAUUUAAAGAAUGUUUUCAAGCAGGGACCACACUCAUUUCAGAAAGAUCAAAGUUUUAAGACCGUUUGACAAGGUUAGAUGACUAUCGGUUUGGUGCUGGUUAAGAAGUUGAGACAUUAUUUAAGAUACCAGCUGAGGUAUUGGUUAAAAUACUAGUUGGGAUCACCGCAAUGUUUCAUCACUAUUGUCUUGAGCUUUGUGUUUACACAAAUAAAUUGCUAGAUGGCCCAAAAGUAUAGAAAUGUUAUGAUAAUUAGAAAUCAUGGAUAUCACAGAUUGUUGGUGAUAGGUGGCUAAGUAGAUCUAUAACUAUUAUAAAUAGGCUAGUCACGGAGUGUCAGAUUAGUAAGCAAGCCUAUUUAUGGACUGCCGAAAUUUUAUAACAGGCUACUUAAGAUGUACCAUAAAGUGUAACAAGAAAAGCAGAUUAAUCAGUUAGUGUGCAACUUAUUCAGUACGGUACAGGUAAACUAACUGUUAACAAAAAAACAACAACCAUAAAACGAUUUUUUUAAAAAUGUAUGUCCAUUCUUUGUCCGGCUCUCCAAAUCUUGCAAGUGCGCUCCUUCACAUGGGACACAUGGAUUGCACCCCUGUCUUGCCACUUAUUCAUUACACCUCUGCAAGCCUUCUUCUAUGCGCCACUUUGAUUAGAAGCAUUCCUCCUGAAUACGAAAAUUUUUGGCAUAAUUUUUGUGACUCGCUUGUCUGACUAAAAAGAAAAAAGACGUUUGCUUUCCUUUUAGGGCAGGGGGUCAGCAACCUUUUUGGAGUGAAGAGCCAUUUCAUAAAUUUAUAUCUUCUCAAUAAACAUUUAGGAAUUAAACACAUUGUUAACAAUUGCUGGAUUCUGCUUUUCAAGAUGAGGCCUAAAUUGCAGACGCGGUUAAUGCCAACAAUUCAUUGGCGUAGGAAAGGGAGCGGGGAGAAGGUUGUCCGCCCCCCUGGGCAUAUUUUUUUUUAUAUAGAGAUAUGUCAUUAUCGGUAAAUUGUAGACUUUUUCUCGUUAUGAAACCUGGCAAUAAUCCUAGCCAAGCCACUGCAACCAUUAUCUAUUAGCACACUAACACAGUCGUUAGGUAUAGUUAACCACCGCAGGGAAUGCAACCACUUGUUUAAGCUGCAUUGACGAGUACUAAUUUCAGUUUUAAAAAAAGGUUUAAUAAUGAAAGGUGUCUCUGAAACUGUGGUUUGCCAAUCAUUGAUUUGAGGAGAUAAAAGUAUUAGCAGGAAAUGAAUUGUACUUAUUAACAAUGUUUGUUUUUUUAAACGCUAUUCUUACUUCCAAGGUUACCUAUCAAAAUGACCCAACCUAGCGCCACGAUAGUGGUGAACAAACAGGAUAUGGAAGCCUUAAUGCAGAUUGAAGCAAAGAAUUUUGUGUGGGAUGCUUUGAAUAAUCACAGUGAUUACAAGGUACAGCCAUGGGCUUAGGAAGAUGGGGCAGAAGGGCGACACUUUUUGGGGGGGGGGGCUUGGAAAAAACACAGUGAUUACAAGGUAUGACAAUGGGCUUAGGAGGAGGGGGCAGAAGGGCGACACUUUGUGGUGGGAGGCUUUGAAUAAACACAGUGAUUACAAGUAGUUAAAUAAAUUUUGAAAAUUCAAAAAAAAAAAAUUGAUUAUGUUUAUUAUUAUUUAUUAAAAUAUAAUCUCUCAUAUGCUAAAGGGCCACAUAGAACUGGUUCAUCUCUGUGUCAUCAGAAGUGUGUUGCAUUUGUUUACAUGACCCAUAGUACCUAAUGACCAGCAGUACCAAAUGAACUAGCGUACCAAAAAAUGCUACACAUGACGCCCAUUCAGCGACAACAGUAUUGGCCACACAAGUUAAAGGACUGAUUGUGUCAGUAGAUCUUGUACAUCUCCAUGUUUACCAGACAUUGUGUCAGUAGAACUUGUACAACUCCAUGAUGUCCAAACAUUGUGUCAGUAGAUCUUGUACAACUCCAUGAUGUCCAAACAUUGUGUCAGCAGAUCUUGUACAUCUCCAUGAUGUCCAGACAUUGUGUCAGUAGAUCUUGUACAUCUCCAUUUGUCCAAACAUUGCGUCAGUAGAUCUUGUACAUCUCCAUUAUGUCCUGACAUUGUGUCAGUAGAUCUUGUACAUCUCUAUGAUGUGCAGACAUUGUGUUAGUAGAUCUUGUAAAUCUCCAUGAUGUCCAAACAUUGUGUCGGUAGAUCUUGUACAUCUCCAUGAUGCCCAGACAUUGUGUCAGAUCUUGUACAUCUCCAUGAUGUCCAGACAUUGUAUCAAUAGAUCUUGUACAUCUCCAUGUUGUCAAAACAUUGUGUCAGUAGAUCUUGUACAUCUCCAUGAUGUCCAGACACUGUGUCAGUAGAUCUUGUACAUCUCCAUGUUGUCUAAACAUUGUGUCAGUAGAUCUUGUACAUCUCCAUGAUGUCCAAACAUUGUGUCAGUAGAUCUUGUACAACUCCAUGAUGUCCAAACAUUGUGUCAGUAGAUCUGGUACAUCUCCAUGUUGUCCAAACAUUGUGUCAGUAGAUCUUGUACAUCUCCAUGAUGUUCACACACUGAUCUUAUUGAAAAAUGCGCUAGACGCUCUGAUGGCACCCUGUUCUUGUGGCACCCUGUUCUUCUGGCACCCUGAUCUUGCGGCACAAAGUUAAGCCACUUCACUAAUCUUAUUGAAGACCACAUUAAGACACUCUAAUGACAUCCUGGUCUGGUGGGACUCUCUCCUGGGCUCACCCUGCUCUUGUAUUUAAUUUGCAAUUUUCCGUUUGGGUUUCAACCCCCCCCCUGCCCUUAAUGAGGGGGAGCAAGCUGCAACCCCCUAGUGACACCACAGACUAUUUGUUGGUCUAUCACCACCCCUCUAUCCCCUCCCCCUAGUGCUCAGUAUGUCUUGGGAAUUCCAUGUCAAUCUUUUGUAUAUGUAGGCACCUGUAGCAAAGUCAAUAAAGGAGAGGGGGGCGCAAAGGUAGCACCGAUAACAUUUUCCAAAAGUGGAGCUUUCUCAAUGAAAUAUUUGUUUCAUUUUAUCGAAAAGAUGGCUACGCUACUGGUAGACACUAUGGUAAUGUAAUAAGGGGAAGAGACUGCAAUGAGGUUAGAGAAAUGGAAAGAGGAGCAAAACAAAGUGUGGGAAAACCUGAAAAAAUAUAACGCAACAAAACAGCGAACGUGUCUGCAAGUAGCCUUCAUCAGCAAACAAGCAACAGUAAAAACAGAAUUAAAUAAAAAUAACACAGCUGAAAUGUAGUAUCCAAGAGGACAGCAAGAGGAAUGUAACAGAAAAUAACUAGGUGAGGGAUUAAAUACAGACAAAAAGAGGACAGCAAGAGGAUUGUAACAGAAAAUAACUAGGUGAGGGAUUAAAUACAGGCAAAGAGAGGACAACAAGAGGAUUGUAACAGAAAAUAACUAGGUGAGGGAUUAAAUACAGGCAGAGAGAGGACAACAAGAGGAUUGUAACAGAAAAUAACUAGGUGAGGGAUUAAAUACAGGCAGAGAGAGGACAGCAAGAGUAUUGUAACAGAAAAUAACUAGGUGAGGGAUUAAAUACAGGCAAAGAGAGGACAGCAAAAGGAAUGUAGCAGAAAAUAACUAGGUGAGGGAUUAAAUACAGGCACAGAGAGGACAGCAAGAGGAAUGUAACAGAAAGUAACUAGGUGAUGGAUUAAAUACAGGCAAAGGGAGGAAAAGUAAGUACACUGUGAUUAGUCGUAUCGAUAAAAGUGUCACAAAUUGUGUAUCAUUAGUGAUUGUUAGACACCAUGGUGUUGUUUCACUAAAUCUUUCCUAAGAGAAAUAAGAAAAGUUUACAAUUUCCUUAACACUGCACUAGGCAGUCUGUCUGUCUGCUCUUUUUUCACCCUCACCUGUUCAUUUUAUCACCCUCCCCACCACACACAACUUUGUAUAUUAUUUCUGAUAGGCAGAUGCCUUCCUACUGUGAGGAAUAAAAUCAUUUAACUUUCGUUAUUUACUUUCCAGACAAUGGCUUCCUAUAUAAAAGGGCAGAUGGACUUCAAGUACCGCCCUAAUUGGCAUGUCGUGGUUGGGCGCAGCUUCAGCAGUUACGUGACUUACGAAAAUCGUCAUUUUAUCUACAUUACUGCACUGGGAACACACUUUCUUAUCUAUAAGUCUUGAUUACUGUUUGUCGACCGGAAGCUGAGCUAAGAUCUUGACCUUGAACCGAGUGAGUGAAACUAAACCACAUCAGGGAAACAUCUCUAUCAGAUAGACCACACCAGGGAAACAUCUCUAUCAGAUGGACCACACCAGGGAAACAUCUCUAUCAGAUGGACCACACCAGGGAAACAUCUCUGUCAGAUAGACCACAUCAGGGAAACAUCUCUAUCAGAUAGACGUGUUAUUUUUUUAAAUGAUUGUUUUACAAUUGUGGCUGUUAACAUCAAGGAUUGUACACAGAAAAUAAAAGAAAAAAAAAGAAAUCCUUCAAAAUCAGUUUUAUGUUUUUACUAAGCUGUACUGUAAACAGGGGCC
Messenger RNA from Lymnaea stagnalis (great pond snail), 5875 nucleotides. The record is from the annotation of a GenBank genome assembly. NCBI's taxonomy places the organism in Eukaryota, Metazoa, Mollusca, Gastropoda, Lymnaeidae.